AUGCCUUCACAGUCCUCCUACUCCGUCUCGUUCAGCUCUUACAGCUCCUUCAGCUCCUCCACCAACAAUGGCCAAGCACAGAGGACUGCAUAUGCGGAGCGAAGCUACACAGACGGCUCCGGCACCACAACCGAGCGCCUGUCCCAGCUGCCCGGCCAAGCACCUGUCCACGAGCGAGUCGAGCAGCCCAGUGGUGGACGUCGUCAAGUCCAGGGCGCGCAGGUGUCCACGCAGAAUCGCAUCCAGGACGUGACGGAUGCCGACGAGGAGUAA
Messenger RNA from Anthostomella pinea, 273 nucleotides. The record is from the annotation of a GenBank genome assembly. Lineage: Eukaryota; Fungi; Ascomycota; Sordariomycetes; Xylariales; Xylariaceae.